UCCGCAGGCGAGCUGAGCCCGCCAUGGGGACGCGGUGGUCUCGAAGCGGCAGCAGUCUGUCGCUCCUCCCAGAGAGGCAGACCUCUCUGCGGCGGGGAGAGGACAGGGACUCCGACAAUGACUCUUUGGAUGGGCUCGUUAGACCGGAGGACAUAGCCCAGUUCCCCUACGUGGAGUUCACCGGGAGGGACAGCAUAACGUGCCCGACGUGUCAGGGCACUGGACGGAUACCAUCAGGUCAAGUGAAUGAACUGGUUGCAUUGAUCCCAUACAGUGACCAAAGACUGCAGCCCCAAAGAACGAAGCUGUAUGUGGUCUUGUCAGUUGUGCUGUGCCUCCUGGCCUCUUCGCUCGUUGCCUUCUUCCUCUUUCCUCGCUCGGUGGUCGUGGUGGAUGACGGGAUACGCUCGGUGACUGUUCGCUUUGACCACUCCAAUAUGAAGGUCCUGAUGAACAUGACGAGCACACUCAACUUCAGCAACCCAAACUUCUUCUCGGUGCUGGUUCAGAGUGUGAGCUGCCAGGUCCUUUACAUGAAGACAGUGAUUGGUACUCAGCAGCUAGACAAUGCCACCACCAUCCAGCCGCUCAGUGAGAGUCAGGUGAACUACACUGUCAGUGUGGAGAUUGGUAGCAGUGCACCCUAUGUCUAUGCCUUCUGCACCAUGCCCAGCAUCAAGGUCCACAACAUAGUUGUAUUUAUGCAAACGUCAGUGAAAACCUCGUACAUGGUGCGAACAUCCCAGAACAGCCUCGAGGCCUAUCGCUACAUAGACUGCGGUUCCAACACCACAUUCCACCAGACAGCCAAGCGUCUGAGGCACCUCUCCGCUACCCACUCCCCAGCCACAUCCCUCGGCCCCCCUCUGCCGUAAGCUGAACGGUCCCGGACGGCGUGGACCAUUUCUCUGGAGGAGGUGGAGGUGAUGUUGGUGUCAACUCCAGGAUGGAUUCUGCUCUCCCUUGCAGAGGAAACCACUAGCAACAGAAAUACCAAAUUAUGCUUUCUUCCAAGCUCAAGCAGAAUAGGUAACACACAGCUGCUGUUAGCUUGUGCCACUGAAUGAUGCAGCUGUUUCCUGGAAAACACGGGUGUGCUGAAGGUAUGUUGUAAAAGGCAACAGGACUUGUUUUUCUGACUGCAUAUUUGUUUUCCUCGGACAGCCCUGAGGCAACAGAUGAGUGGUUUUAUUGUGGUGGUUGUCAGGGAUCUGUAAGAAAAAAUGCAGCUUCGUGACCUUUCUAUUGCGCGGUCAGUAUUGCUACAAUACCUUAUUUGUCAUUUCUGGAAGUGGGUAUUUCCUGCCACAGCAGCCAGUUUUGGUUUUUAUUUGUCUUAUUGGGGCUUAUGAUUGCUAUUUCAGACAUGCUGACAGAAUCAGCAGAGGCAAAUUGAAUGAGUCAUUGCCAACGAGUGCCCCUGUUUUGGAAACAGGACAAAUGUCAGAGAAAGCUCUUUUAUUUAAAGGGAGUGGCCAACAUCCCAGCUGACAAUGAAGUGCCAGGAAUGACCCUUUUGCCACAGCUUUAAUUAACACUGCAGAGCUCUGACUGUGUCUCCUGCUGCUGUCGUAACAUCACGAGAGCGUCCUUCAGCAUAGCUUGAAAAACAAGGCACUGGCCUGCUGUUUCUAUUUAGGAUUUAACGCAAGGGAUCAUGUACUGACUGUUACUGCACCUUUGAAACUGGGAGAUAUUGUUCCUGUCACAUGUUUUGUUUUUAAAUGAAAUAAGUUAUUUCUAGAUACCCUUCAUCUCAGCAAGUCUAAGCACACUGACUUUAGAUUCAGGGUAUAGGUCACGGUGUCACAGGUAGGACUACAGUUCUCACACUAGAUUUAAUUUAACAAAUCAGUGAAGCUCGGGUGGUGAUGUGACCUAAUCUCCGAUGUUGUAAUCACUCAAUAGUAAACUAGUUAAAAAGUUCUUUUCUUUUACACUCCCACUUAAGAUACUUGAAGAGGAAUCUGGGGCCCUGAAUAUAUGAUCGCAGCAAUGUGCCUCAUCCAGUAUAAGCUGCUGAUCAUCUGUAUAUAGUAUCCUCUCCACCAUGGCCUUAGCGAUGCCGAUGUGCAAUAGUAAACAGCGUCUAAACAUCAUGGCUGAGAGUGUGUGAGUGUGUGAAACUGACCAUAAUAGAUUUACGCUGUUUUUUAUUUUUUUUUUUCCUUUUGGCUUUUCCUUCACCUGUGUGUUUUGCUCAACUCCUCUGCUGCUUAUCAAAUGCCAAAUGUAUCUGUAGAGCAUUUCAUUCCAUCAAGUCUGUUAUCUGAGUCUGCCUGUUGGUAGAGGCCGACUGAAGCGUUAUGUCACCAAGUGUUCGCAAUUACGUCUGCUAGUGUCGGCUCUGUGUAGAGUUGUCUGUCACUAUGGAAACAGAAUGACUUUUUUUUUUUUUUUUUUUUUUUUAAAGGGACUGUUUGUAAAUUUAUGACUGAAAGAUUUUACCAAGGUUUUAAAAAAUUACAAUGUAUAUUUUUGUGCUUUGCUCUAAUUUGAAAAAAGAUAUUAAAGGGAAUUGUGAAUAA
This is a messenger RNA of Xiphias gladius (swordfish), 2528 nucleotides long. It is a transcript of the gene tmem106c, whose product is annotated as transmembrane protein 106C. Bases 24 to 875 code for a protein of 283 amino acids. Lineage: Eukaryota; Metazoa; Chordata; Actinopteri; Istiophoriformes; Xiphiidae. The transcript is spliced from 7 exons. The record is from RefSeq and is a predicted model, not a curated record.